GUGGUGGCCCUGGUUACGCCGGGUGGUGGCUGUGGGGUCCCAGGCUCAGCGGGGGCCAUUUUGCCGGAGGCUGGCUCCGGGAGUUGAAGGCCGGAGCAGCCUGGCAGCUGGCCGGAGCCGUUCCUUCUCUUCCUCCGCAGCUCAGGGCUUGGAGAGGAGCUGGAAGGCUGGGCUUCAUCCAGCCCUCCCCUCGGCAAUGUUUCCGUCCAGCUCUCGCUACCUGACCACCCUCCAUGGCGGCCGCGCCUUCGGAGCCGCUCCCGCUGCCGCCUCUUGCAACCCCUGGUUCCUAUCGCCUCCUGAGGCGCUGUCGUCCUUCUGCCCCAGGGACUGAUGGUCGUCGAUCUGGGGGCACGAUGAGAGGCGAGAAAAACUACUACUGCCGUGGGGCUGCCGGGGAUCAUGGCUCCUGCCCCGCGACACCCUCGCCUCUGGCCUCGACCCUCCUGUUACCGGCGGAGGCUGUUUCAACUAGCUGGUCCGGUCCUGGAAGUGGGCUGUCGGGCGGAGAUGAAGAGGAGACUCGGCUUCUUCAACUCCUGCGCGCCGCACCAGAUCCUUCCGAGGCUUUCCAGGCUUUGCAGGCUGCCUUGCCGCGGCGGGGCGGCCGGCUUGGCUUUCCCCGCCGCAAGGAAGCCUUAUAUCGGGCGCUGGGCCGAGUACUUGUGGAAGGCGGUAGUGAUGAGAAGAGGCUCUGCUUGCAGCUUCUCUCGGACGUUCUCCGGGGUCAGGGCGAGGCGGGUCAGCUGGAAGAGGCCUUUAGUUUAGCGCUUUUGCCUCAACUCGUUGUCUCCUUACGAGAAGAUAACCCUGCCCUACGGAAAGAUGCGCUGCAGAUCCUGCACAUUUGUCUGAGGCGUAGUUCUGGGCAGGUCCUGAGAACUCUUAUACAAGGCCUGGAAAGUCCAGAUGCCCGGCUUAGAGCUUCCACUGCGCUGUUGCUCCCCAUCUUGCUUACACCUGAGGAUUUGUUGCUGGGCUUGGAUCUCACCGAAGUAAUAAUAUCUCUCGCCCGAAAGCUUGGCGAUCAGGAGAUGGAAGAAGAAUCUGAGACAGCAUUCUCGACACUUCAACAAAUUGGAGAGCGACUUGGUCAAGAGAGGUUUCACUCCUACAUCUCUCGUUUGCCCUCUGCGCUGAGGAGGCACUACAAUCGCCGCCUGGAGUCCCAGUAUGGAAGUCAGGUUCCUUAUUAUUUGGAGCUAGAAGCCUCUGGGUUUUCUGAAGAUGCUGCCCCAUGUGUAGUGAAUCUUUCCAGUAGCAAUCUUAAAUUUGGGAUUAUCCCUCAGGAACUGCAUGCAAGAUUGUUGGAUCAGGAAGACUAUAAAAACAGGACUCAGGCUGUUGAAGAACUAAAACAGUUGCUGGGGAAAUUUAACCCAAGUUCUACCCCUCAUUCUAGUCUUGUUGGUUUCAUUAGCUUAUUGUAUAACUUGCUAGACGAUUCCAAUUUCAAAGUAGUCCAUGGCACCCUUCAAGUUCUCCAUUUACUGGUCAUUCGCCUGGGAGAGCAGGUGCAACAGUUCUUGGGACCAGUUAUAGCAGCUUCUGUGAAAGUGCUGGCAGACAACAAGUUGGUGAUCAAGCAGGAAUACAUGAAAAUCUUUCUAAAGCUAAUGAAAGAAGUAGGUCCUCAGCAGGUUCUUUCUUUGCUCCUGGAAAACCUUAAACAUAAGCAUUCCAGAGUACGGGAGGAAGUAGUGAACAUUUGCAUCUGUUCCCUCCUGACCUACCCCAGUGAGGAUUUUGACUUAUCCAAACUGUCCUUUGAUCUUGCUCCAGCUCUUGUGGAUAGCAAACGCAGGGUAAGGCAGGCAGCUCUAGAAGCCUUUGCUGUUUUGGCAUCAUCAAUGGGCUCAGGUAAAACCAAUGUUCUUUUUAAGGCUGUAGAUACUGUUGAAUUGCAGGAUAAUGGUGAUGGAGUGAUGAAUGCUGUGCAGGCCCGAUUGGCCAGAAAAACUCUUCCACGGCUAACAGAACAGGGGUUUGUGGAGUAUGCAAUACUCAUGCCGUCUUCUGCCCAGGGCAGGUCAAGCCAUUUGGCACAUGGAGCAGAUACAGACUGGCUUAUGUCUGGUAACAGGACUCAGAGUGCACACUGCUACUGUGGUGACCACACCAGGGACAGCAUGCAACUGUAUGGAUCCUACAGUCCAACCAUCUGUACCCGAAGGGUUUUAAGUGCUGGAAAGGGGAAAAAUAAAUUACCAUGGGAAAAUGAGCAGCCUGGAGUCAUGGGAGAAAACCAAACUUCCAAUUCCAAGGACAUUAAAGAUACAGAGCAGUUUGCAGCUCAUGACCUUAUCCCAUCUCCAAAAUUAAAGCCCUCUCAAGGAAUGCCAGUCAAUGAUGAUUUAUGUUUUAGCAAAAAAAGGUCAUCAAGAAACUUAUUUCAGAGUAGUCGGGAUUUUAACUCAGAUUCAAUUCCUACAUGUGGUGCUGGUAAUACUGCAAAUCUUCAGACAAAUCUUUCUGAGAAAUGUGGGCAACUUGGAUUGUCACAGAUAGGUUGUAAAACUGGCAGUGUGGGUUCUGACUUACAGUUCCUGGGGACAGCCAAUGGCCAUCAAGAUAAAGUGUAUGCUGGCCUUAAUUUUGGCAGUAAGACACAGCAAACAUUCGGUAGUCAAUCAGAACGACCUUCUUCAUACUCUGGUUCCAAUUCAAGCCCAGGACCCUUUACCCUUCCAUCCUGUCCUCUCUCAUCACCUCGAACUAGUCCAAAGCACACAUCUCCUCUUUCUGUAUCUCCAAAGAAGUCUCAAGAUAAUCCCAUUAGUUUCUCAAAUUCUUGGCCUCUUAAGAGCUUUGAAGGACUAUCAAAGCCAAGUCCACAGAAAAAGCUUGUCAACCAGAAGUCAGCUGACCCUACAGGAGAAAAUUUUCAAGAAAAAACUACUCCAGUUCAACUUACACCUGCCUUGGUGAGAUCACCUUCUUCCCGAAGAGGCCUAAAUGGGUCAAAACCUGUCCCUCCCAUACCAAGGGGAAUAAGCCUUCUGCCUGAUAAAACUGACUUAAGCACAGUGGGACACAUAAAGAGACAGCCUGAUGAUAUUUGGAAAAGUGAAAAAGAUAAUCUUACAAUUGAUCUUUCAGAAUUGAAUUUCCGGGAUAAAGAUUUGGAUCAGGAAGAGAUGCAGAGCUCUCUAAGGUCCCUUCGUAAUAGUGCAGCUAAGAAAAGAGCCAAACUGAGUGGCAGCAGCAGCACCUCUGAUGUUGACAGUCCCGACUCUGCUAUGAAGCUUGAGCUGACCAUUGACUCCCCAUCCCGCUCCUCCUCCCCAAACAUCAGCUCCUACAGUGAGAGUGGAGUUUACAGCCAAGAGUCAUUGACCUCCUCUCUUUCUACAACUCCCCAGGGGAAGAGAAUAAUGUCAGACAUAUUUCCAACAUUUGGAUCAAAACCUUGUUCAACAAGACUUUCUUCUGCAACGAAAAUCUCCCAUGCUGCUGAACAGAGUUCCAGUAUAGGGAUAACAACAUCCAGUGUAAGCAUAAUUGGUCAACGUAUGAACUAUGGGUUUGGAUGUGGUGAUUUUGAAGAUGAUAGGUCACAUGACAUUUCACCUAGUGCUUUAAAAAUACAAAAUAAGGAACACCCAAGACAUAAGCAUACAAAAGGAUUUACUAGGUCAUCAAAUUUACAGCAGAUUUCCAGUUUUGACUUCACAUCUACAAAUACUUUAUCAGAAGACUCAGUAGUAGUUGUUGGAAAAGGUGUAUUUGGAAAUCCAAAUUCAGUACCAACAACUUGCAACCAGCCAGUGAUAUCCUCUGUGGAAAAUGAGGAUACAUUUUCAGUGAAACCAAGCAUUGAACCACCAUCAGGGAUUUAUGGAAGAGCAGUCCAGCAUAAUAUUCCACUAUAUCUUGAUGUUGAAAAUGACAAAGAUACUAAAGUUUCUAUUGCAAAAUCUACUUAUGACAAAAUGAGACAAAAAAGAAAAGAAGAAAAAGAACUUUUUGAUACUAAAGAUUGUGAACGGAAAGAGACAAAUCCCUGGGAACGAAUAAAACAUCCAGGAACUGAUAAAAUGACAUCCGAGAAUGAACCAUCUCCUGGAGUCAUCCCACAAUAUAAAGAAAGAAUGUCUUCUGUCACUUACAGUCCAGAGAUAAUGGAUUCAUUAGAACUACGGCCAUUUUCCAAACCAGAAAUAGCACUUACAGAAGCCUUACGGCUUUUAGCUGAUGAGGAUUGGGAGAAGAAGAUGGAGGGACUGAAUUUUGUCCGAUGCUUGGCUGCUUUUCAUUCCGACCUGUUGAACACAAAAUUGCAUGAAACAACCUUUGCAGUAGUUCAAGAGGUGAAAAAUUUACGCUCUGGAGUGUCCCGGGCUGCUGUGGUGUGCUUAGGUGACCUUUUUACAUACCUGAAAAAGAGCAUGGAUCAAGAACUAGAUACUGCAGUAAGAGCUUUGUUGCACAAGUCUGGAGAAUCGAAUACAUUCAUAAGGGAAGACGUUGACAAGGCAUUGAAAGCUAUGGUUAAUAAUGUAACUCCUGCACGGGCAGUCACUUCUCUCAUCAAUGGAGGACAGAGCCAUCUGCACAUUGCAGUAAGAAGAUGCACUGCCCAGCACUUGGCAGAUGUAGUAGAAUGUAUGGAACCAGAGCGGAUUUCAUCUGGAACAAAGGAUAUGGCGGAUCGUUUGUUGCCUGCUGCUGCUAAGUUUGCUCAAGACAGUUCACAAGAAACCAGGUAUUAUGGUCGAAAGAUGCUUUUCCUCAUGAUGGGUCAUCCUAACUUUGAAAAACUACUUGAAAAGUAUAUCCCAUCCAAAGAUUUGCCAUAUAUUAAAGAAUCCGUUAAAAAUUUACGGCAAAAGGGUUUGGGAGAGAUACCACUAGACACACCAUCAGCAAAAGGAAGGCGAUCUCAUACUGGCAGUGUUGGGAACACAAGAUCAUCAUCUGUUUCUCGAGAUGCGUUCAGUUCUUCUGAGAGAGAAGUAACUGAAGUUCGAGAAGUCCCCAGAAAAUCAGCUCCUCGUAAUUCCUUAGAAAGUGCUGAGUAUAUUAAAGUCAUAACAGGGUUAUUAAAUGCAAAAGACUUUCGUGAUCGUAUUAAUGGAAUUAAACAACUUUUAUCAGACACUGAAAACAAUCAAGAGCUUGUUGUAGGCAACAUUGUGAAGAUUUUUGAUGCUUUUAAGUCUCGACUUCAUGAUUCUAAUAGCAAGGUGAAUCUGGUGGCUCUAGAAACAAUGCAUAAAAUGAUUCCUUUACUUAGAGACAACUUGUCUCCUAUAAUCAAUAUGCUGAUUCCAGCGAUUGUGGAUAACAACCUGAAUUCCAAGAACCCAGGCAUCUAUGCUGCAGCCACAAAUGUUGUUCAUGCACUGAGUCAACAUGUAGACAAUUACUUGCUUCUACAGCCAUUUUGCACAAAAGCUCAGUUUCUAAAUGGAAAAGCAAAACAAGAUAUGACAGAAAAGCUUGCUGAUAUUGUUAUGGAGCUUUAUCAAAGGAAGCCUCACGCCACAGAACAGAAAGUGCUGGUGGUCUUGUGGCACCUCUUAGGGAAUAUGACACACAGUGGCUCCCUGCUGGGAGCUGGUGGAAAUAUACGAACAGCCACAGCUAAAUUAUCAAAAGCACUUUUUGCACAGAUGGGUCAGAAUCUAUUAAAUCAGGCUGCAUCUCAACCGCCACAUAUCAAAAGACGCUUAGAGGAAUUACUUGAUGUGACAGUUUUAAGUGAAUUAUGAGGUUUUGAUGAACUAGUUAUGAUGAACAGUUUACGUGAUGACAGAUGAAAUCUUUUUAAAGUUACGUUUUUAUUUUGAGUGCCUGAAUUUCAUGUCCAGUAAAUUAAGUCACGGGCUAUGUUUAUUUUGCAGCCUACCUGUGAGUAUAGAUCUGUCCUUAUAGCCAUCACAUGAAAAUCUAAAAUAAUGAAUAUAAACUAAUAUGAAAUAUAAACUGAUAUGAAAUCCAUGGCACCUGGGAUGAACUAAAUUUUAAAUAUUUUUGGGAAAAAUUCUGCUCAUUUGCACUAUUCUAUAGAAACUGCAAUUUAUUGCCCCAUAUGUACAAUUAGAUUUGUAAUUAAAAAUAUACUUUUUAUUAUGUAAUCAUGUUCUGCUAUGUCUCAUUACUCUGUCUUGUUUUAUGAAGUGGAAGAAAUGUCAUUUAACUGUUAUCACAAAAUAAGUUUUGUGUGCUGUUUGUGAAUAACAUGUUUUUUAAUCAGUCUGCUAAUAUGAUUAUGCAGUAUUAGCUUCCUAUAGCUGCUGUGUUACUGAUAUAUAUAUAUAUAUAUAUUUGCUAAACUUUCGGGUUGAAUCAUCUGCACAAUUGUGAAGUUCAAGAGUUGUAAUAAAGCAUGACGACCAAAGCUCAGAAGACACUAAACAUUUGGAUGCACGUUCGAGAGACGUGUUGAAUGUAACUUUAUUUUUGUGUGCAAACACUAAAUUUUUAAUUUGUGUAUGUCUGUCCAUUUAUAAAGGUAUUAUUUUGCUGCCCAGUUGUGUAAUUCUCCAAAAUAGUGCCAGGUCUUCUAUAGUUUUUCUCAGAAUUCUUGGGCUUACAAGUACUGUAUGCAUCUUAAAGAAGAAAAGGAAUGUUUGAAAUAAAAGGAUUUAUUUCUGUAGA
Molecule: messenger RNA, 6603 nt
Organism: Grammomys surdaster
Lineage: Eukaryota; Metazoa; Chordata; Mammalia; Rodentia; Muridae
Gene: Togaram1
Product: TOG array regulator of axonemal microtubules 1
Exons: 21
Coding region: 234-5714 (1826 amino acids)
Biological process (GO): microtubule cytoskeleton organization
Cellular component (GO): cilium; cytoplasmic microtubule
Molecular function (GO): microtubule binding
Source: RefSeq, a predicted model, not a curated record